Molecule: messenger RNA, 5935 nt
Organism: Xiphophorus maculatus (southern platyfish)
Lineage: Eukaryota; Metazoa; Chordata; Actinopteri; Cyprinodontiformes; Poeciliidae
Product: nuclear factor 7, brain-like
Exons: 1
Coding region: 819-2228 (469 amino acids)
Molecular function (GO): zinc ion binding; protein binding
Source: RefSeq, a predicted model, not a curated record
UCCAAAAUGAAAGAAAACCAUUGCGAGAAUUAUGAUUUGGAGCACAAGUAAUUGGUGAUUCAAACUAAAAAUAGAUUAUUCAGACUUAGAAGAAAAUGGCUGAGAAGUUAUUCUUUGCUUCAGAUUAAAUGCAACAUGGCAGAUUUUAAACUCCAGGCCUUGAGGGCUAAUGUCGUGCAAUUUUUAGAUUUGUUUCUGGUCCUACACACCUGCAUUAAAUGUCUGGCUGCCUGUCCAGAAUCCAGCCUAAUCCAAGUUCAAUUUAUGAUGUUUCAGCAUUUCACUAACUAACAGUUCAAUCUUUUCUGUUACUCUUAAUAAUCAUUUAACCUGCUGAGGAAUGCAAAAUGAGAAGACCUGAAAUGUAAGACGUUAUUACAAAAAUAGGGACAUUUUUACACCACAAUACUAGAUAUACAUUCAUGUUUCAUUUGAUUAAUGCGCAAAUGUCAAUGAUAAUAUAAAAAUUACAUCACAAUGAUUAUUUUCCAAUAUUGCUUAAAAUGUCCUUUUUGGAUACUCCAGCACGAAUUAAAACGAAAACUACGGAAAGAUAAGUGCUUAAUUUUUUUUAAAAAGUAAAAAUUACAACUUAUCAUUUACUUAAAAGAGAAAAGCAAUUAGCACCAUAUAGUGGCCAGGCUAUGUUAUAGCAGUUUUAAUUCAGUGAACCCGACCCAGAACAAGAAAACGAAACUUAAAGAGAUAUUCUGCGUAACAAAGCGACACCGUGACAGGAAAGUCUCCCAUCUCUAAAGAAGAACUAAGAAGGAGGACUAAAACUUAACAUACUGACUUCAGCAGAGGAAUUUGCUAAAAUGGCAGAGAAAAUCGCUCUUGUUGAAAGUUUCCUGAGCUGCCAUAUUUGCUCAGAGACUUUCAGAGAUCCUGUGUCUCUGAGCUGCAACCACAGCUUCUGUUCAAACUGCUUGCAGGAAUUCUGGGGGAAAACUGGAAACAAGAACUGUCCCAUCUGUAAAAGAAGAUCGUCAAAGAAGGAUCCGUCCAUCAACUUCUUCCUUAAAGAACUCGCUGAUUCGUUUGCUUGGAAGGAGAAUGGAGCUUCAACUGAGAGGGGAAAAGAGAAGAAGAAAGAGAAGGAGGUGGUGUGUGAGAAACACUCCGAGGUUCCUUACUGGUUCUGUGAAGACGAGCAGAGAGCUGUGUGUCCUGUCUGUGAGUUUUCUCUCCACCAGAGUCACAAAGUGGUUCCUAUAGAACAAGCAGUCAGUGAGCUGAAGGAGCAGCUGAAAUCUGACUUAAAGUCUCUGCAGGACAAGAGGAACAAACACAAACAAGUGGAGAAAACAUACGAUGAUGUGAUUCAACACUCCAAGAAGCAGCUGCUGUCCACAGAGAGACAGAUCAGAGCAGAGUUCAACAAGCUCCACCAGUUCCUGAGAGAGGAAGAGGAGUCCAGACUGGCAGCUCUGAGGGAGGAAGAGGAGCAGAAGAGGAAGACUAUCAGCAGAAAGAUGAAGAGGAUUGAGGAGCAGAUCUCCUCUCUGUCAGACAGCAUCUCUGCUGUUGAAGAAGAGCUGCAGAAAGACAACAUGUCGUUCCUCAGAAGUUAUGAAGCCACUCAGAGCAGAGCCAGAGGUCAGAGGUCACUGCCAGAUCCACAGCUGGUCUCAGGAGCUCUGAUAGAUGUGGCCAAACACCUGGGCAACCUGUCCUUCAGAGUCUGGGAGAAGAUGAAGGACGAGGUCCACUUCAGUCCCGUCGUUCUGGACCCAAACACUGCUAAUGGAUGGAUCCAUCUGUCUGAGGAUCUGACCAGGUUGAGACAUGGAGACACAUGGCUGCAGCUUCCUGAUAAUCCAGAGAGAAACAUUUAUAUUGAAGUGUUUGGUUCUGAGGGCUUCAGUUCAGGGAAACACAGCUGGGAUGUGGAGGUGGGAGAUCAUCCUGACUGGUAUUUGGGUCUGGUCAAAGAAUCUGUUGACAUUAAGGGAGAGAGAGAUGUUACACCACAAUUUGGAAUCUGGUGUUUAUGUUUUGAAGAUGGAAAAUACACUGAUGGUGAUAGUAAGUCCAUAUCCGUGAAGAAGAGUCUCCAGAGGAUCAGAGUCCAACUGGAUUACGACAGCGGCUUUGUGUCCUUCUACGACUCUGAAGACAUGACCCACAUCUACACUUACAGAGACACUUUCACUGAGAAACUCUUCCCAUAUUUCAGUGUUGGAGAAGCUGCUGGAGCAAAACCGACAAAGAUCAAAAUUAUGUGAAACUGAAAAGUUUGUGUAAUUUUACAGAUUUUUUACAUGAUUGUUUGAUUGUGAAAUGUAAAAAUAAUAUUUUAGUUUAUUCGUUAAAUAAGAAGAAAAGCUGAAGUCUGGGAAUUUAUUAAUUUUGUAAUUUUUGAACUAUGAUAGAUAAGAAAAAAUCACUUUGUAUGAAUCCUAAAAGGUGGAUUUAUUGUUAUUAAAAAAUAACAAUAAAACCAAACUUUCUCUGGCCAAUAACAAGUUAAGGUUUUCUUUAAGGGGUUCAUUUUACUUCUAGGGCUUUGGAAUAUUUUAAUAUUGUAUAACCUUAACAAGACUCUGAGGUCAUGUAACCAAGACAAGCUGUUUAUGGAUUUUAUGAAAAACUAACAGGACAUUUUCCUUCCCUUUAAUUUGACGUUGGAGGACUCUUAUGAGCUUUUUAGAAAUCAUCUUUUUAUAAUUGCUUUUGAUAAAGUAUGUGGAUAUACUGGUGUUUUCUUUAAGUCAAGUUUUACUUGACUUUUAUUAUCUAAUGCUUCCAGCUUUAGUCUAUUUUUAUUUUCUUUUUAAGAACUGUAACACAGAAAACGUUUUUUAUUUCACUAAAGAAAUAUGGAGAUUAGUCUUUUUCAAAAUGUUACAGCUUCAGUUGUUUUUGUUUACUUUAUUUCACUUAAAUGUUAAAGAUCAUAAAAACUUUUAGUAAGGGGAUCAUAGUAAAUAUAAAAAGCAGUUUUCAAAUGAUGAUUUCCUUUAUUGAGAAAAAUAUAUACAACUAAACUACACUGGCUUAAUAUCAGUUGUUGCAAAAGGUGACAAAAUCAAUACUGUCUUUCUUCUUUAAUACAUUAAAUCCUUAAUCUAACUCACAACCAAAUGUUUCGUUUUCACAUUUGUUUAACAAGCUAAAAAAAAUAGUGAUAUAAAACUAAAAAUAUUAAAAACUCCUAAUAAGGCUAAUACUUUAUCGCAGCAUUAUACCAGUCUAAUGUAUUUUUUAUUAACCUUAAAAUGCACCAGUUGUGUUCAGUUGUGUGAUGGGAAACAGAUUUAACCUGCCGAUCAAAGUCAAACCAGAUCAAGUGAAAAAUCUGCCAAUUCCAAUCAUUGGCAAGCCGAUCGGUGCAACACUAUUAUUAACGAAUGGUUGAGAACAUUGAACUAAAAGUUCAAAUGAUGUUUGAUUACUUUGUUGCAGUGUCUGUUUAAUACACUAUGUACAUUUAGUUUUCUUUAUGAAAUGCUUUCAAAAGUUUGUCUUUAUGUACGCUCGACUUUUCUUACCAUAAACAACAGAAUAUUAAAUCUACUAUUUUGGAAAUUCUUUUCCUUUGUUAUAUUUUAUGCAUUUUUUGCUGUUUUUUUCUUUGUGCAGAUAUUAAAAGUCCACAUGGUUAUUUGAAUGAUCAUCUUGAGAGAUUUAAUAAACAUUUAUGACAUUUGGAGUGAUGUGUUAAUGUAAACUAAAAACCAUCUACACAGAAAGACACUGAAGUUUCUAUUUAAACUCAUUUUAUUGAUAACACUUUAACACAUUUUCUUGAAGUUAGAGAAACACGUGUAGCACGUAAGAGAACAGAGCAAUAAUCUGAAGAAGCGGCGAACUAGAGGGUUAAUAUUAUAGAGAAGAAAGUCAAACUGACAAAAAGAGACAAAGGGAAACCAGAAAGAGCCGACUGCAGAGAAAUGAUUGAAGAAGGUUGGAAACAGAGGGAGCAGGAAAAAGAGAGACUCCCAUGGAAGAGAAACCACCUCAGUGUUGUCAGAGCAACUUAGUUUCUGCUGCAGGAAAAACAAACAAAAAAACGCAGACGUUCAGAGUGAAAAUUCAGAGCUCAGCCUGAAUGAACCGGUUCGUCUCUCUGAUCCAAUUUCUGGACUAAAUGCAAAACAUUGUCUGUGCUUCAUGUGGAGCGACUGCGCCUCCUGCUGGCUGUACUGACAACACUGAGAACCCAUAGAAAAGCAUGCAAAAGUAUCAACACAUCAUCAUCAUCAUCAAUGUCGACUUUAUCAUAGUCAUCCUUAGUGCCACAGUCAUGAUUAUAAUAAUCCUUACCAUAUCAAUCAUCUUCAUUAUAUCAUCUGGAGACAAAAAUAGUUAUAUGCACUUAAAAAGCUCAGAAAAUAGAGAAAGGUCGAGUUUACCAGCAUUCAGUAGAAAAUGAGAAUCCAAAUAAAAACAACAAAAAACUAAAAGUGUCCUUUUGACUGUCAUGCAAAGAAGAUGAAAGCUACGCUGCUAGCAGCGGUGCUAUAAUACUGUGAACUCCCUCGUUUUAAAUAUGUGAGUCUUAUUAUGUUGAUUUUCAAGGCUAGAAACACACUAAGAACAGAAAAACAUCACUUUUGUACUGUACAUGCUGCUAUUUCUUCUUUUUUUUCUGGAGAAGGGUUGACCUCUUAGUAUUAAAACAUGUUGAAGUAGACAGGAGCGUCCUUACUGGAUGAGACGUGAGUACGAUACAAACUCUCAGUGGUGAGGAAAAAGGCUUCAUCUGACAAAAUUCAAGAAAGUGUUGAAACAUCCGAGGGACGGCUGACGCAAAACACAAUCCUGUAUAAUAAUAUAAGUCAUAAAGUGUCCUCUACGGAAGUCCAAAUGUGCCCCAAUUCAGUAAGGAAAAUAAAUUAUUACUUUAAUGUCUUUUAAUUAUUAUAAUUCGCAAAAAAAUACGUAGAUUAUUAAUGGAUUUAUUAUUCAUUUAUAAUGUGUUAUAAUAAAUCAAAUAUGUUGGUAAUAAAAAUAUUUACAAAAAUACAAUAAUUAUCUCAGUAUCAUUUAUAAGUUUGACUGUGUGCUCAAAUGCAUGAGUAAAUGAAAUAAGUUGAUAUGGUUUUACCUUUACCUUAAACUUUUAAUUAGUGGAUUCCACAUUUAGAUAUUAAUGUGGUUGAUAGGGCAUUAAAUUAAUUAUUACGCACCUAAUUUUCUGGACUCUAUUAUAAUUUUUUGAAAAAUAUUUGAACUUUUGACACUCCAUAGACCUAACUCAUUGUAUGUCGGCCAAAAUAGGUGUGCUAUCCCUUUAAGAACAGGUUUUACAGACAGUACUUGCACAAUUGGAAAACAACUUAAUAAGAAAAAAAUAGCACAGUAAAAACAUCCACUAAAAUAAAUAAAUAAAUACUCAAAAUAAAUAAAAACCUGAGGACUGUUCACCAAACCGACAGCUGGGUCUCUCUGAAUCUCUUGUUCGGACCGAGCGGUGAUACAAAACGCGAAGGCAGCCAGUGGUGGACGAAGAACAGCGAAGCUGAUCGCGAGUCGAACCUCUUCUAAAACAAAUAUCAGUUUUCAGUGCUGCAAAGUCCAUCUGCUCUACCCUGCUGCCUCUGGCACAAGCACUUUAUGUUAUGAAAGGCUAAUAACACUGUACACAAACUGAACAUAAUGAAGUAAAAGCACAGAAAAAUAAAAAAAACAAAGCAUGAAAAAAAAACCAUCCUGGGGUUCAAGGCCCAUUCCUGUUUCUCAUAAACCUCCUAAACCUCCCCCAGGGUUUCAAAGAGCACACACUGAAGGCUUUAAAUCUACACACACAUACAAAUAUAUUGCACACUGUAUUAAAAGACCAACAUGAUUGAAGCACCAAGCAAACACAACCUUCAUAAUUCCCCACUGCUGCAGGUUGGAGUCUUAAUUUUUGAAUGUGCUUCAUUUGGAAAAAAAAAAGCAGCAGUAACACCAGCUUUCUGCUCUACGGCUUCAGAAACGAGAAAGG